Paramecium octaurelia is the source of this 1526-nucleotide messenger RNA. Lineage: Eukaryota; Ciliophora; Oligohymenophorea; Peniculida; Parameciidae. The record is from the annotation of a GenBank genome assembly.
GAUAAGUCUAUCCGUUUAUGGGAUGUUAAGACAGGAUAAUAAAAAGCCUAAUUAGAUGGUCAUUCAUUAUAGGUUAAUUAAAUUUGUUACUCUCCUGAUGGUACUACAUUAGCAUCCUGUAGUUAAGAGGAUUCUAUCCGUUUAUGGGAUGUUAAGACAGGAUAAUAAAAAGCCUAAUUAGAUGGUCAUUCUAGGGCAGUUACUUCAAUUUGUUACUCUCCUGAUGGUACUACAUUAUCAUCUGGUAGUUGUGAUGACUCUAUCCGUUUAUGGGAUGUUAAGACAGGAUAAUAAAAAGCCAAAUUAAAAGGUCAUUCUAGGGCAGUUAUUUCAAUUUGUUACUCUCCUGAUGGUACUACAUUAUCAUCUGGUAGUGCAGAUAAGUCUAUCUGUUUAUGGGAUGGUAAGAUAGGAUAAUAAAAAGCCUAAUUAGAUGGUCAUUCAGAAAGAGUUAUUUCAAUUUGUUACUCUCCUGAUGGUAAUACAUUAGCAACUGGUAGUGCAGAUAAGUCUAUCCGUUUAUGGAAUGCUAAGACAGGAUAAUAAAAAGCCAAAUUAAAUGGUCAUUCGGCAAUUAAUUCAAUUUGUUACUCUCCUGAUGGUACUACAUUAGCAUCUGGUAGUGAUGAUAAGUCUAUCCGUUUAUGGGAUGUUAAGACAGGAUAAUAAAUAGCCAAAUUAGAUGGUCAUUCUUGGUUUGUUAAUUAAAUUUGUUACUCUCCUGAUGGUACUACAUUAGCAUCUCGUAGUUAUUUAGAGAACUCUAUCCGCUUAUGGGAUGUUAAGACAGGAUAAUAAAAAGCUUAAUUAGUUGGUCAUGAACAUGCUGUUUAUUCAAUUUGUUAUUCUCCUGAGGGUACUACAUUAGCAUCUAGUGGUGGUUUAGAGAAAUCUAUCCGUUUAUGGGAUGUUAAGACAGGAUAAUAAAAAGCCUAAUUAGAUGGUCAUUCAUUAAGAGUUAUUUCAAUUUGUUACUCUCCUGAUGGUAAUACGUUAGCAACUGGUAGUUCUACUAACCAUAUUCGUUUAUGGGAUGUUAAAACAGGAUAAUACAAAGCCAAAUUAAAUGGUCAUUCUAGUUAGAUUACUUCAAUUUGUUACUCUCCAGAUAAAUGGUCAUUCAUUAACAGUUAAUUCAAUUUAUUACUCUCCUGAUGGUACUACUUUAGCAUCUGGUAGUGAUGAUAAGUCUAUUCGUUUAUGGGAUGUUAAGACAGGAUAAUAAAUCUUAUCUUCAGAUAAUUGUUAUCAAGAUAUUGUAGCUUAAUUUUCAUCUCAAAACUUAAACAACAACUUAAUUCAAGAAAGUGGUAUUUAUUUUCUUCUUUAUAUAGUAAAUUCUCCUGUUAAUUACCUUGUCAUAUCAAAAAAGCUUGAAUUUCGAUCUUACGGAGCGUUAAUUUUGAAAGGAGAAUUUAUUAAUCAGUCUGGUAUAGACUUGAGGACAUUAUUUUAACAAAGAGGAAGCUUCAUUUUAGAGAACCAAAUUGGAUUAUAAAAACGAUGAAAAUUGAUUAAUAUUUAUA